Molecule: messenger RNA, 1769 nt
Organism: Daktulosphaira vitifoliae (grape phylloxera)
Lineage: Eukaryota; Metazoa; Arthropoda; Insecta; Hemiptera; Phylloxeridae
Gene: RtcB
Product: RNA-splicing ligase RtcB homolog
Exons: 10
Coding region: 127-1647 (506 amino acids)
Biological process (GO): tRNA splicing, via endonucleolytic cleavage and ligation
Cellular component (GO): tRNA-splicing ligase complex; nucleus
Molecular function (GO): RNA ligase (ATP) activity
Source: RefSeq, a predicted model, not a curated record
AUUUCUUUUACAUGCAGAUUGCUUUUAUCUUCUAUAUUCUCAUUUUUAUAAUAUUGUUACUUUUUACAUUUUACUUGAAAUUUAUUCUAUUAAUUAAAUUUAAUAAUUUGAAUAAAUUCUGUAAAAAUGGUUGUUAGACCAUACAAUGAAGAAUUGGGUUAUUUGGAAAAGAAGACUCCUUACAUGUGGGAAAUUAAAAAAGGAUUUCAACCUAACAUGAAGGUUGAAGGUGUGUUUUAUGUUAACAAAAUGUUGGAAAAACUUAUGCUUGAAGAACUUCAAAAUGCUUGUCGGCCAGGAAUGAUAGGUGGAUUUUUACCUGGUGUAAAACAAAUUGCUAAUGUAGCUGCUCUACCUGGAAUAGUUCAUAAAUCUAUUGGUUUACCUGAUGUUCAUUCUGGUUAUGGGUUUGCUAUUGGUAAUAUGGCUGCAUUUGAUAUAGAUGAUCCCACAUCAAUAGUAUCUCCUGGGGGUGUUGGUUUUGAUAUAAACUGUGGUGUUAGAUUGCUCCGUACAAAUUUAUUUGAAAAAGAUGUACAACCAAUAAAAGAACAACUAGCUCAAAGUAUGUUUGAUCACAUUCCUGUAGGUGUUGGCUCUAAAGGAAUUAUUCCAAUGAAUGCAAAUGAUCUUGAAGAAGCCUUAGAAAUGGGAAUGGACUGGUCAUUAAGAGAAGGUUAUGUCUGGGCUGAAGACAAGGAACAUUGUGAAGAAAAUGGUAGGAUGUUAAAUGCUGAUUCUUCAAAAGUUAGCACAAGGGCAAGAAAACGAGGUUUGCCUCAAUUAGGAACACUGGGUGCUGGAAAUCAUUAUGCAGAAAUUCAAGUCGUUGAUGAAGUUUAUGACAAAUGGGCAGCAAAGAAAAUGGGAAUUGAAAAUAAAGGUCAAGUUUGUAUUAUGAUACAUUCUGGAAGUCGAGGAUUUGGACAUCAAGUAGCUACUGAUGCUUUACUAGAAAUGGAAAAAGCAAUGAAACGAGAUAAUAUUGAGACAAAUGAUCGGCAGUUAGCUUGUGCUCGUAUUAAUUCUACAGAAGGUCAAAACUAUUUAAAAGCCAUGUCAGCUGCGGCAAAUUUUGCUUGGGUUAAUCGAAGUUCUAUGACAUUUUUAGCACGUCAGGCGUUUGCCAAACAGUUCAAUUUAACACCAGAUGAUUUAGAUAUGCAUGUAAUUUAUGAUGUGUCUCACAAUAUUGCGAAAAUGGAACAACAUUUUGUUGGUGGAAAACCUAAACAUUUAUUGGUGCACAGAAAAGGGUCAACUAGAGCUUUUCCACCAUAUCAUCCUCUUAUUCCAGUAGAUUAUCAAUUGACUGGGCAACCUGUUUUAAUUGGAGGUACUAUGGGUACAUGUUCAUAUGUUCUAACUGGAACAGAACAGGGUAUGAAUGAAACAUUUGGAUCUACCUGCCAUGGAGCGGGACGAGCUUUAUCUAGAGCAAAAUCUCGUAGAAAUCUGGAUUACACUCAAGUUUUAGAAAAGCUAGAACAACAAGGUAUCUCUAUAAGAGUUGCUUCGCCAAAAUUAGUCAUGGAAGAAGCUCCAGAAUCUUAUAAAAAUGUUACAGAUGUAGUUGAUACUUGCCAUGAAGCAGGGAUCAGUAAAAAGACUGUUAAAUUAAGACCUAUAGCUGUAAUAAAAGGAUAAUUAAUAUAAAUUGUAAGCAAAUAAUUUAUUUUUGUCUUAUCAUUUUAUAGCUUAUACUAAAUUGUAAAUAAUAUUUGCUUUUAAAUACUAAAUAUUUGUAAUUAAAAAUUGGUUUAUUCUUA